AUGGAUAACCACUGUUUGCGAAUAAAAAUCCUCGGUGACUGCUACUACUGCGUUUCAGGUCUUCCAGAACCAAGAACUGACCAUGCGCAUUGCGCCGUAGAGAUGGGACUGGAUAUGAUCGACGCAAUUGCGAGCGUUGUGGAAGCUACAGAUGUCCAACUGAAUAUGAGAGUCGGAAUCCAUUCUGGAAGAGUACUUUGCGGAGUCCUGGGUCUUAGAAAGUGGCAGUACGAUGUAUGGUCCAACGACGUAACACUAGCUAAUAAUAUGGAGGCUGGCGGUGAACCAGGGAGAGUUCACAUUACCCAAGCCACAUUAGAUUAUUUAGGAGGAGAAUACGAAGUUGAACCUGGUAACGGCACAUCUAGAAACCAAUAUCUCCGAGAUCACUGCGUCACCACAUACUUCAUAGUACCACCAGCUAGACGAAGAAAGCCACUGUUGUUCAACACGCUGCAGGUUCGAUCGGCUCUGGGUGCUGCCCAGAGAAGGAAGCUGUCCUUCAAGAACGUCUCCAACGUCGUGGUCCAACUGCUUCAUUCCAUCAAGUACUCCAUGGAGGUGCCUUUCUCCAAUAUGGCGCUGCAGACAGAUCUCAAGGCGACGAACGCUAGGAAGGUGAGCAGAUUUAUUUAUUUUUUAUACUUAAGAUAAGCUUAUAAAAAGAAAUAAAGCAACG
Messenger RNA from Diabrotica balteata, 679 nucleotides. The record is from the annotation of a GenBank genome assembly. Lineage: Eukaryota; Metazoa; Arthropoda; Insecta; Coleoptera; Chrysomelidae.